AUGAGCCAGAGCGCCACCGAGAGGGUGCCUGCCGGCGGGGUUCUCAGGUUCCAUCAGGGCCGCCGCCGGGAAGGUCGCCGGAGACGGAGGGAGAGGGUUGCGGGGGGGAGCUCUCACCUAAGAUCCCCAUGUACGCCGCCAGACGGAUCUCGUAGGAUAGCUCCACGCUCCACGACCCGCUCGACACCUUAAAUCACAGACGCCAGAAGAGAGAGAGAGAGAGCAUGAGAGAGAGAGAGCGUAGAAACCUGGUUCAGCGAAGAGAGAGAGAGAGAGAGAGAGAGAGAGAGAGAGAGAGAGAAAGGUACGUUUACGGCGGCGGCCGGAGAGUCUAGCACGGCGUACUGGGCCCUGCCGAGGAGGAGCUUCAUCUUGCAGCGGCCGCCGGCGGUAGUGGUGCAGGUGGAGGCCGCCGGCGUCACGUCGUGCACCGUCGAGGAGACCUCCGCCGCAACAGUCAAUGCUGCCGGGUGGCGGCCCCCGUUGGCGGCGCCGAUGUAGUAGCUGUCGUCCUCCUUCACGUCCAUCGCCGCCUCCCCGCCUGCCCCACCCACCCACCAAGAAGAAACCUUCAUCCAUCUCCUCCAACUCUCCAACAAAAAGAAGUAGAAGAAGAAGAAGAAGAAGAAAGCGGUUGACUGACCGUAGUUCAAUCCCGAGGCGUUGACCCUUGUCGGGUACGCCCCCAGCAGCUCGCUCUUACUCUCUCCUGAAGAUCUGGAAGAUCUAAUUAUCUCUUUUUAAUUUAAUAUAAUAUAUAUCUAAAGAUUUAUCCUCAAUGUUGACUUAAAAGGGACGGCUUUGACCUCUGAGAACGACGAUGUUCACGUCCUCGGGGGCGGCGCCGGAGACGGCCCACGUCAGCUUGAUGGAGGAGCCCCGGUUCAGCCACAGAGAGAACCCCUGCGAGGGUUUCUCAAAUAAUCAGUAAAUAUAUAAUUUAUAUUUAUAAUUUAUGAUACUAAUUAAUCAAAUAUAGGCUUUAUUUUUGAAGGAAGGGCCGAGCCCAUUUAGUUUAUAAAAUACUACGGAGGCGCACCUUGCUUAUUACGUGGCUGUUCUCUCUCUCUCUCUCUCUUCCCCACCCCCCUAAUGUGACAUAUUCGGCCCGCUUGAUUGCUUAUUGGGCUAGGCCCAUGUCUCUCUCUCUCUCGCUCUCUCUCACCCCCCCUAGCGGGCCAGGUUCCUACUGGAUCUCACCCGUAAGCCCUCUCUCUCCCCCUCCCCUAAUGGCCCCGGUUCCUACUGGAUCUCACCGGUAAGUCCUCUCUCCCUGUCUCUCUCUCACUCUCGCUCUCUCUCUCUCCCCUCCUCUAAUGGCCCAGGUUCCUAUUGGAUCUCACCAGUAUGUCCUCUCUCUCUCUCCCCCUCCCCAAAUGGCACAGGUUCCUACUGGAUUUCACCCGUAAGUCCUCUCUCUCCUCUCUCUCCCCCUCCCCAAAUGGCACAGGUUCCUCCUACUGGAUCUCACCCAUAAGCCCUCUCUCUCCUCUUCUCCCCCCCCCCCCUAAUGGCCCAGGUUCCUACUGGAUCUCACCCGUAAGCCCUCUCUCUCUCCCCUAGUGA
Spirodela intermedia is the source of this 1566-nucleotide messenger RNA. The record is from the annotation of a GenBank genome assembly. Lineage: Eukaryota; Viridiplantae; Streptophyta; Magnoliopsida; Alismatales; Araceae.